AUGCCGGGGUACGCCAAGGUUAUGAAGGAAUUGGUCACAAGAAAAAGAAGUUUGGACCUUGACACCAUUGAAGUUUCUCAUAGUUGUAGUGCAAUUAUGACUAAUGAGAAGAUCAAAGAGAAAGAGGACCCUGAAGCUUUCAUCAUCCCUUGCACCAUUGGCAUGCUCCAAUUUGCUAAAGCUCUAUGCGAUUUGGGAGCAAGCAUCAACCUAAUGCCAUAUGCGAUCUAUAAACAACUUGGGUUGGGUGAACUAAAAGCUACAACAAUGAGACCCUUUAUGGCGGACCGAUUAAUUAAACACCCUUUGGAGAUACAAUAUGACAUCAUGGUAAAGGUUGACCGAUUCAUUUUCCCAGCCAAUUUUGUCAUUCUCGAUUGUGAAAUAGAUGCUCGAAUUCCUGUUAUUUUUGAAAGACCAUUUCUGGCAACCGGGAGAGCGUUGGUGAAUGUUGAAAGUGGAGAUUUGAAGUUUCGAGUAAAAGAAGAUGAAGUGACCUUUAAUGUUUGUAAGUCAAUGAAACAGCCAAGUGAUAUUUAUAUGGUCUCCACUAUUGAUGUUGUUGACGAGGCAGUGGCUAGUGUGAGCCAUUUGAUGUGCAUGAGCGAACCACUUGAAGUCCUGCUCGCUAACUAUAAUGAAUUUGAAAUUCAAGGCUAUGAAGAUGUGAUAGCUGCUCUUUCAGGCUUGGGGGUGGGGAGUUUGCAAAGAAUCCAUUGA
Messenger RNA from Solanum verrucosum, 720 nucleotides. RefSeq lists its product as uncharacterized. The transcript has a single exon. The record is from RefSeq and is a predicted model, not a curated record. Bases 1 to 720 code for a protein of 239 amino acids. NCBI's taxonomy places the organism in Eukaryota, Viridiplantae, Streptophyta, Magnoliopsida, Solanales, Solanaceae.